Molecule: messenger RNA, 399 nt
Organism: Thlaspi arvense
Lineage: Eukaryota; Viridiplantae; Streptophyta; Magnoliopsida; Brassicales; Brassicaceae
Source: the annotation of a GenBank genome assembly
AUGGCCAUGUUCCUCCAUUUCGGACCCAACACUUUCACCAACUCCGAAUGGGGCACCGGAAAAGCCGACCCGUCCGUUUUCAACCCGACCCAUCUCAACGCGACCCAAUGGGUCCAAAUCGUAAAAGACUCCGGCUUCUCCCGCGUCAUCCUCACGGCGAAACACCACGACGGAUUCUGCCUCUGGCCCAGCGAAUACACCGAUUACUCCGUCAAAUCGAGUCCCUGGAGAAGCGGGGCCGGCGACGUCGUGGCCGAGCUAGCUUCCGCGACGGCCGCCGCCGGAAUCGGACUCGGUCUUUACCUCUCUCCGUGGGAUCGGCACGAUGGAUCUUACGGGAAGACAUUAGAGUACAACGAGUUUUAUCUGAGUCAAAUGACCGAGUUACUAACUAAGUAA